Molecule: messenger RNA, 423 nt
Organism: Cladophialophora psammophila CBS 110553
Lineage: Eukaryota; Fungi; Ascomycota; Eurotiomycetes; Chaetothyriales; Herpotrichiellaceae
Product: 4-carboxymuconolactone decarboxylase
Exons: 2
Coding region: 1-423 (140 amino acids)
Molecular function (GO): peroxiredoxin activity
Source: RefSeq, a predicted model, not a curated record
AUGAGCGGCGAACCCUCAUUAUACGACAAGGGCAAAGAAGUCCGCAUCGCUGUGCUGGGAGAGGCACAUGUCCAGAGAUCACUUGCGGCGCGACAGAGCGAGUUCGCGAAACCUUUGCAGGACUUCACCACCGAGUUCUGCUGGGGCAAGGUCUGGGCUCGCCCCGAGCUCGAUCGCAGGUCGAGAAGCCUCGUCAAUCUCGGAUUCAUGAUUGCCUUGCACAGCUGGCAUGAGUUGUCUAUCCACACCAAAGGAGCAAUUCGGAACGGGGUGACGGAGGUCGAGAUCAGAGAGGUCGUUAUGCAGUCCAUGGUGUACUGCGGUGUGCCUGCCGGUGUGCAAGCUCUGAAAGUUUGCGAAACGGCUAUCAACGACAUGAUCGAGAGUGGAGAACAUCAGAGACAAUUAAAGGAGAAGGUGUGA